AUGCUUUGUUCAAACCGCGCUGAAGGCUUCAGCAAUCAAUCGUCGCUGUCCUCGCCUAUUCCUACAUCAUGUUUUGUUGAUGUCAUUCUAGUUCCGCUGCCCAUCUGGGUCGCUCUCGUCGCCCUCGUGGCACUGUUACUGAUUCCAAAGCACCUCAUCGCCAGAAGUCGGGCAGCCGAGUCUCUCAAAACCAAACCAGCAUUAUGGCUCUAUCGAGUCGUUUCUGGCAUCUACUACGCCCUCAUUAUUUGCAACAUGUUGAUGCACACGCUAGAAAUUGUGAGGCUGGCCUUGAUUCACUUUGGAAUUGGGCUUCUCCCAUUUGCUUAUGUCGGCCUACUUCUGGGCGCUGCUCUGCACUCGUCCAGAGGCGCGGCAGGCCAGAUCCCCGCGUGGCUGCUCGUCAACAUGGUGGUGUGGCUCGGAGGCAUGGUCAUGUCCGUCGUGAAGGCGAUUGGGCUGGAUAGGGAAGGCAUCUUGCGCAAGGGCUCCAAGUACCCGAUGAGUGACCAAGUCCUCGACGUGGCAGUCAUUGCUGGAGUGUAUGGGGUGAUUGCUGCUCUUGAGCUGGUGACGGGGGUAUGGAGGCGGCAUAAUCAAACAAUCACGGCCUACAAAAGUGAGCAAUAG
Beauveria bassiana ARSEF 2860 is the source of this 630-nucleotide messenger RNA. RefSeq lists its product as uncharacterized. NCBI's taxonomy places the organism in Eukaryota, Fungi, Ascomycota, Sordariomycetes, Hypocreales, Cordycipitaceae. The transcript has 2 exons. The coding region runs from base 1 to 630 and encodes 209 amino acids. The record is from RefSeq and is a predicted model, not a curated record.